Molecule: messenger RNA, 1023 nt
Organism: Penicillium verrucosum
Lineage: Eukaryota; Fungi; Ascomycota; Eurotiomycetes; Eurotiales; Aspergillaceae
Exons: 3
Coding region: 1-1023 (340 amino acids)
Source: RefSeq, a predicted model, not a curated record
AUGCCUCUCCAUCUCCUCGGCAAAAAGUCAUGGAACGUCUACAACGUCGAGAAUAUCGAACGUGUCAAGCGCGACGAGGCGCAAGCAAAAGCUCGCGAGGAAGAAGAUGAACGUAUUAUGCAAGAAGUCGAUGCCGAACGCAGGAUUAAAAUUCUUCGCGGCGAACGUCCGCCUACACCUCCACCAGCGCCCUCCCAUCUGUCGUCCGAACCCGGUCAUCGAUCAGACAGAAAGCCCGCCGGCGACACUGGAGGAUUUCGUAAAAGAAGGCGUGUUGCCGGGGAAGAUGAUACGGAUCGAGAUAUACGAUACGCUCAGGAGGAUGCGGCACAAGCAAUUGCUAAGCGAGAAGAGUUGAUUCUCGCCUCUCGCAAGGCUGAUACAGCACAGGCACCGAUUCUAGACGAGGCCGGCCAUAUCAAUCUGUUCCCAGUCGCAGGUGCUAAAACAGGGAAGAACCCCGAAGCAGAGGCUGAAACUGCACGGAAAAAGCGCAGCUAUGAAGACCAAUACACAAUGAGGUUCUCCAACGCCGCAGGCUUCAAGGAGACUGUUGGUCGGAAACCGUGGUAUUUCUCCUCGGAACAAAAUGCAACAGCGCCAGGGGCGAUGCCCGAGAAAGAUGUGUGGGGUAACGAGGACCCAAGACGCAAAGAGAGGACACAGGCUCGUAUGAGUGCGAAUGACCCACUCGCGGUCAUAAAGCGGGGUGUGCGUCAGUUGAAAACAACAGAGCAGGAACGGAAACGGUGGAAUGAUGAGAAGCGAAGAGAGAUCGAAGCUUUGAAAGCUGAGGAGAUGCGCCGGACAGGGAACGUGAGAAGGACAGAAGAAGUUCUGACAGACAUCAUCGUCGCCGUCGAGAUCAAAGCCGAGAUCGCUCUCAUCAUCGCUCCCAUCACCACUCCUCUCACCGCAGUCAUCGUCAGCGCCACGAUGGACGUUCUGAGGCUUCCAGGCGGGAAAAACAUUCUGAAGCAAAGAAUUAAUCCUGGAUAUUCCAUUUGUUCUACGAGAUCAUGA